AUGUUGGCUCCAUUCACCUCGCGUAAUGCCAAGACCACGGCUGAUGACCCAUGUCAGGUGAUGCAUCGACACGCGGCCCGUGCUGCACCAAUAGCCGGCUUCCAAGGAAGUCCCCCUUCUGAACCCUCACGUUCUACGCGCUCACCGCCAGUCUGCCAACACGACCACGACAUCGCAAUCAUUGUGCUGACGCGUGCCGGCAGGCGCAAGCUCGACGUCGCAGCGGCUACGACAGUCUUUGGCAUCGCCGAGCUACUCGAGGAGAUCUUACUCGGCCUGCCUACCAAGGACCUGCUCCUUGCACAGUCGGUCUCUAGGACAUGGAAAGCUGCUAUCAGCAACUCGAUCCGCAUACAGCAUGCGCUCUUCCUGAGACCGAUCAGCAUCGACACAAGAUCUCAAGGAGAUAUCACCCAGUCAGGAUCGGCAGGGAGCAGCGAACCCAGUGUGCUCUUCAACCCGAUUCUUCCGAUCGUCCAUACUUCUGGUCACCGCAAAUGCGAGACUACCGUAGAGAAUAUCACAGCACCCGAUUCUUCCGUCGGAAAGAUGCUACUCUCCCAGCCUGCCGUCACUUCCAUCGAACUUUUCUCGCACUACUACCGGCCAGAGACGGAAGGCAAGAUGUACAAGCCACUUGUACAAUCGCUGAUUCACAACCCCGAGGGGGUCCGGAUGCAGGACGUGUACGAUCAAUUGGUAAACGACGUGCGUGCACGCACUUACUGUACUGGUGCAAUAUUGUUCUUCAUGAGGCAGAAUGCACAUUACAAGUCGCUCGAGUGGGAACCGCUUGAAGAUACCCGGCAGCUGGAAGCGUUGAAGGCUAGAUUGAAGAAGUAA
Fulvia fulva is the source of this 843-nucleotide messenger RNA. RefSeq lists its product as uncharacterized. Bases 1 to 843 code for a protein of 280 amino acids. Gene Ontology annotation, molecular function: protein binding. Lineage: Eukaryota; Fungi; Ascomycota; Dothideomycetes; Mycosphaerellales; Mycosphaerellaceae. The record is from RefSeq and is a predicted model, not a curated record. The transcript is spliced from 2 exons.